Entelurus aequoreus (snake pipefish) is the source of this 2273-nucleotide messenger RNA. Its product is annotated as di-N-acetylchitobiase-like. Gene Ontology annotation, cellular component: extracellular region. NCBI's taxonomy places the organism in Eukaryota, Metazoa, Chordata, Actinopteri, Syngnathiformes, Syngnathidae. The record is from RefSeq and is a predicted model, not a curated record. Bases 224 to 1315 code for a protein of 363 amino acids. Gene Ontology annotation, biological process: carbohydrate metabolic process; chitin catabolic process. The transcript has 9 exons. Gene Ontology annotation, molecular function: chitinase activity; chitin binding.
AAAAGGGGGGGGGAAAAGUACUAUUGCGUCCCUUAAUGUGCAUUCUUUUAAAUAUUAAAAUAAUAUUUUAAAUAUUCUUUUACAUGUUUAGGUAGAAAUUGAUGGAUGGAUGGAUGUUUAGGAUAUAUGUUUCCGGUUUGUCCCUCGUCGGUAUCCUUCGUUAAGCAUUAGCUUAUUAGCCUAUUAGCUCUAAGGCUGUGCGGGUGACAAGUCCUGAUUAAAAAUGUCUCCUUUGCUAAUGUUUCUAUCGUCGAUAAUAAUGGUGAGCUGGGCUGACGUCUGUCCUUGUGAGAGACCCGAGUUAUGCCAGCAGAUACAAGACGAGAAAGACUUUGAGGUGUUUGUGUUCGACGUGGGCGGGAAGACGUGGAAGUCGUACAACUGGAGUGUGGUGACGACCGUGGCGACAUUCGGCAAAUACGACGGCGAGCUCAUGUGCCACGCCCAUUCUAAAGGAGCGCGCGUGGUCCUCAAAGGCGACGUUCACCUGGCCUCCGUUGUGGACCAAAGCAACAGGACCUCUUGGAUCACGGAGAUGGUGGACUUGGCCAGACGUCAGUUUAUGGACGGCAUCAACCUGGACAUCGAGCAAGCCGUGGAAGAAGGCUCGCCUGAGUACUUUGCGCUCACAGACCUGGUCAAAGAGACCACGGAGGCUUUCCACAAGCAGAUACCUGGUUCUCAGGUGUCCUUCGAUGUUGCCUGGUCGCCCCAAUGUGUGGACAAGCGCUGCUACGACUACGUCGCCAUCGCCAACUCCUGUGACCUGCUCUUCGUCAUGUCCUACGACGAGCAGAGUCAGAUCCUGGGGGACUGCAUCGCCAUGGCCAACUCCCCCGUCACUCAAACCCUUGGAGGCUACGAUCAGUAUUUGAAGAUCGGCGUGGAUCCAAAGAAGUUGUUGAUGGGCGUGCCAUGGUAUGGCUACGACUACCCUUGCCUCAACUUUACCCAGGAUGGCGUUUGCUACGUGGCGGAGGUGCCGUUCCGUGGCGCCCCGUGCAGCGACGCAGCCGGCAAGCAGAAAACGUACAAGUGGAUAACCAAGCAGAUUGGCAGCUCGUUGUCCGGUCGGCUGUGGGACGACAAGCAGCAGGCCCCAUACUUCAAUUACAAGGACCCAAAAGGACAAAUUCACCAGGUUUGGUACGAUGACCCAGAAAGUCUUUGCCUGAAGACCGAUGCUGUCCAAUCCAAAGGUCUGAGAGGGGUGGGCAUGUGGAACGCUAACAUCUUAGACUACAGCGACGACCCCGUUGCUAGGCAGCAGAGCGCGGCAAUGUGGAACGCUCUCUUUGGAUGCCAGCCGGGCUAAAGUUUACGGUACGAGACGUUAGUUGCUAAGUCAACGCCACCCUUUUGUGGCAGCAGACAUUGUUGUAGCUUUUAUUGCCGCGGCCUUUCGAAGGCCUUCAGACAUUCCACUGAUCCAGUCUGCUAUGGUUCCUUCAUGCACUUGUUUUUUUGUCAGCACCUUUUCUGCUUGAAUACAAUAAACGCCUGAGAGAUCUUAGAAAACACUUGUUCCACGUAAAAGUCUGCAUGGUUUUCUCGGGCUGUUCUGCGAUACUUGUCCCAACAGGCCAGUCCCAACAACAAGUGUUAAAAGAUCAGAGAACAUACAGCAGGAUUUAUGUGAAGGAAGUCCCAGUCCUCUCUUGCAAACAAACAUUCAUACGCCAGUGUGGAAGUAAAGCGUCUUGCCCAAGGACACAACGGCAGUGACCAGCUGGAUUCAUACCAGGAACCCUCAAGUUUCUGUAAAACGGCGGUGGUUUCAUUUGAUGCACUGUCAGGAUCCGACAGCUCCACGCGUGGCCACUUGGACUUAUCUUGGAGAUGCCACAGGCCCAAAAUGGCAGGACUGACUCUUCUUCUGGGCCAGCUCCGCCUUCAGGCCCCUCAGCUCGGUGGCAGCCUGUUUCCUCAGCUGCGGCACAACAACAUUGUUCACACGUCAUCCCACGACACCUGCUGCGAAGUCUUACCUUCAUCUCCGUCAGCAGCUUCAUCUUGGCGUCCUCCACCUGCCUCUUCAUGUCGUCCAUCUCGUGGCUCUCGCUCAGGAUCUGAAUGAUGAGCUCGUUCUGAAAGGUUGGCCAGAGAAACACUUGCAAACAUUAGAGAUCAAACCAUUCUCAGCGCCGAUAUUUUGCAUCGUAUCGCCCUUUAACUCCGAUAUAUGGGUCAUUCUAGCGAACUGAUGCAAAGAGCGGGCCCUUAACAACAAAAAAAGGGUUUCAAAGUACUCAGACAGGGAUUUUAACAGAGAU